AUGUCCACUUCUCAUAAUGUCUGCUCAGUGACUACCUCCUUCUGCCUCACUGGCAUCCCAGGGCUGGAGUCCCUGCACAUCUGGCUCUCCGUCCCCUUUGGCUCCAUGUACCUGGUGGCCGUGGUGGGGAAUGUGAGCAUCCUGGCUGUGAUAAGGGUGGAGCGCAGCCUGCAUCAGCCCAUGUACUUCUUUCUGUGCAUGUUGGCUAUCAUUGACUUGAUCCUGUCAACCUCCACCAUGCCAAAACUGCUGGGAAUCUUCUGGUUUGGUGCUGGCGAGAUUGGCCUUGAUGCCUGCUUGGCCCAGAUGUUCCUCAUCCACUGCUUUGCCACUGUUGAAUCAGGCAUCUUCCUUGCCAUGGCUUUUGAUCGCUACGUGGCCAUUUGUAACCCAUUGCACCACACCUCGGUGCUCACCCAUGCAGUGGUGGGUCGUUUGGGGCUGGCUGCCCUCCUCCGGGGGAUAAUCUACAUUGGGCCCCUGCCUCUGAUGAUCCAUCUGCGGCUGCACUUCUACCGAACCCAAAUCAUUUCCCACUCCUAUUGUGAGCACAUGGCACUGGUUACCUUAGCCUGUGGUGAUACCACAGUCAACAACUUAUAUGGAAUGGGAGUUGGCUUCCUGGUAUUGAUCCUGGAUUCAUUAGCCAUCACUGCCUCCUAUGUGAUGAUUUUCAGGGCUGUAAUGGGUUUGGCCACCCCUGAGGCCAGGGUUAAAACCCUGGGGACAUGUGGUUCUCAUAUCUGUGCCAUCCUUGUCUUCUAUAUCCCUAUUGCCGUUUCCUCUCUCACCCACCGCUUUGGCCAUCAUGUGCCUCCCCAUAUCCAUAUCCUUUUGGCCAACUUUUACCUCCUCAUCCUACCCAUCCUCAACCCAGUUGUCUAUGCUGUCCGCACCAAGCAGAUCCGAGAGAGAUUUCUUCACAUUCUCAAGGCAGGAGCUCAACCUAAGUAA
Molecule: messenger RNA, 954 nt
Organism: Choloepus didactylus (southern two-toed sloth)
Lineage: Eukaryota; Metazoa; Chordata; Mammalia; Pilosa; Megalonychidae
Product: olfactory receptor 52M1-like
Exons: 1
Coding region: 1-954 (317 amino acids)
Biological process (GO): G protein-coupled receptor signaling pathway
Cellular component (GO): membrane
Molecular function (GO): olfactory receptor activity; G protein-coupled receptor activity
Source: RefSeq, a predicted model, not a curated record